Molecule: messenger RNA, 2735 nt
Organism: Glycine soja
Lineage: Eukaryota; Viridiplantae; Streptophyta; Magnoliopsida; Fabales; Fabaceae
Product: serine/threonine-protein kinase ATG1c-like
Exons: 13
Coding region: 244-2451 (735 amino acids)
Biological process (GO): autophagy; peptidyl-serine phosphorylation
Cellular component (GO): cytoplasm
Molecular function (GO): ATP binding; protein serine/threonine kinase activity
Source: RefSeq, a predicted model, not a curated record
AAAGCCUCCAAAGUAAAAAGAAAAAUGAAAAACAAUUGUCGUCUCUUCGAUAACGAUAACACUAAAAUCUUUCUCAACUCAAAGUAAAGAAAGUGUAUACAAAAUCUCGGAAAGUUUUCUGACCACAAUCCGUCGUCGUUUUCUUCUUCUUCUUCUUCUUCUCAGAACCAAAACCCAACCUUCGUUUGAGUUUCUUUGGAGGAUCCGUUUUCGGAGUCUAGGGUUUGGGAUUUGACGGCGGCGAUGGCGCAGGCGGCGGGGCGGAGCAGGGUGGUGGGAGACUACGUGGUGGGGAAGCAAAUCGGCGCGGGGUCGUUCUCGGUUGUGUGGCACGGGAGGCACAAGGUGCACGGGACCGAGGUGGCGAUCAAGGAGAUCGCCACGCUUCGCCUCAAUAAGAAGUUGCAGGAGAGCCUCAUGUCCGAGAUUUUCAUCUUGAAGCGGAUUAACCACCCUAACAUAAUCUCUUUGCACGAUAUCAUAAAUCAGGUUCAUGGGAAGAUACAUCUUGUGUUAGAGUACUGUAAAGGGGGAGAUCUUUCCUUGUACAUCCAACGCCACGGAAAGGUACCAGAGGCAACUGCCAAACAUUUUAUGCUGCAGCUGGCUGCUGGUCUACAAGUUCUUCGGGACAAUAACCUUAUUCAUCGAGACCUGAAACCACAGAACCUUCUUCUCUCUCGAAAUGAUGAGAAGUCAGUGCUGAAGAUUGCUGACUUUGGAUUUGCAAGAUCUCUGCAACCUAGGGGCCUUGCUGAAACCUUGUGUGGUUCACCACUCUACAUGGCUCCAGAAAUCAUGCAACUACAGAAAUAUGAUGCUAAGGCAGAUCUUUGGAGUGUUGGUGCAAUCCUAUUUCAGCUUGUUACAGGAAGAACGCCUUUCACUGGAAACAAUCAAAUACAGUUACUACAAAAUAUUAUGAAAUCAACAGAAUUGCAGUUUCCGUCUGAUAGCCAAAGUCUGAGUUUUGAAUGCAAAGAUUUGUGUCAGAAAUUGCUACGUCGGAAUCCAGUGGAACGUCUAACUUUUGAAGAAUUCUUUAACCAUCCAUUCCUUUCUCAGAAGCAAACAGAACAGGAUGAGCCAUUGAGGAAUAGAAGUUCUCCAAGGCUGGUUGGUGGGUUUUGUUCUACAGGGUCUGACCCUUUGAGAAGAACUGAGGAAAAUUAUCAAGAAGAUUGUUUGCCUUUCAUGUUAGAUGAUGACUCUAGUGGCCCGGAGGGGAGUCCAUCCUUUUCAAGGAAGAAGUCCUCAAUGAAGUCGACCUAUGGAUUUGAUCUAAAUGCUAAACUAGAUAAAGCGGAGUCAUCAUCUCCUAUUUCUAAUAACAUAAAUCAUACUUCUGGAUUUGGUAGUGUGACACAGAGAUCUGAAAACACUACUAAAAGAUUGGACAACCAUAAAAUUUCUAGAAAUCUCACUAAUCCUCUAGAAUCUCCAGAACAGCUAUUCACAAGUCCUUAUCCAAAAGCAGCAGUUACGGAUUCCCUGGAGAAUAUUGAUCAAGAAUAUGUUCUGGUGUCUGGGCCCCCUAUAGAUGUUUCAUCUUCUUCAGUGGGUGCUUCAAGGCCCAGCCAUACCCCAUAUCGGUCAGGUAGUUUACCCCAAGAGUCUUCUAGUACAAUCACUAGACUAAGUGUUCCAAUGCCAAUAGUUGGUGUACCUUCCAAUAGCAUAUGCCAAAUUGGAAGUUCAGGAAGUCAGGACUCUGCUCCUGGGACAUCGCUUGGAUCAAUGGAUACUGGUGAUGAACAGCCAUCAGCUCACUGCAUGACAAGGGUGAAAUCAUUGCAACAGUGUGCAUCUUCCAUCACGGAGUUAGUUAAUGAAAAGAUGGAGGCAGGAAAGCAUCUGGAAGCAUUUUCUAUUCAGCUUGUAAUUCUUGCAAUCUGGAAGCAAGCACUGCAUAUAUGCCAUACACAAGCUGCAUCAGCCAUGGAAGGAAGUCCAAAUCAAGAAACUUCAAGAUAUAGAAGGAGCACCAGCAGGAAGCAUGGCAGUCCUGAUUCAGAAGAAUGCCUUGAUGGAAACACCCUAGGGCCGAAGGAUAUAUUAUCUCAAAUUGAAAGUGAAUUUUUGAGGGAAUUUGAGCAUGCUGAAGAACUUGCCAAGACCAUUGAGCCCGGAAACACAGAGAUGCCAGAUGCAAUGGAGACAAUAUUUCAAUCCGCCCUUGCUUUUGGAAGACAUGGGGGUGUAGAAGAGCUCAUGGGAGAAAUGGAAAGUGCAGCUGCAUUGUAUUCAAAAGCUGUCCGUCUGUUAGUUUUCCUUUUAGUUGAGGGACCAUCCCUGAUUCUUAAUCCUCCAUUUUCACUGACAAACUCAGACCGUUACAGGCUUCGGAAUUACAUUGAUAUUCUUAAUAACAGGCAAGGUUAUUCAAGGUCCCAGCGAAUGACACUACUGAAAUGUGAUGACAGUCGAGGUAUCCUUAAGGAAAAGUUUUAGGAAUGAUUAUUUAUCUCCCAUUCCACACAACAAAUUAUUUAUUUGUACAGUUAUUCUUUGAGGGAGGGGAAAUUGGGGAUGCUGAUGGGAGUAAACCGGCACAAGAUAGUUGUAAAGUUCAACAUUUCUGUGAUUAGAAUGAUGGCCAAAUGUGCAUUUGAUUAUGUAUUCUGUGUCAGUUGUCUCGCGAAUUCUGUGAUGAUGUGUUUGAAAUUUGAAUUUGUUUUUUAUUUUCUUAUUAAAACCUUAGAAUAUUAAGAUAAUAUUAACACUAGUUAAAAUUU